Molecule: messenger RNA, 1266 nt
Organism: Pyricularia grisea
Lineage: Eukaryota; Fungi; Ascomycota; Sordariomycetes; Magnaporthales; Pyriculariaceae
Exons: 2
Coding region: 1-1266 (421 amino acids)
Molecular function (GO): ATP binding; metal ion binding
Source: RefSeq, a predicted model, not a curated record
AUGGUUGCAACUACUGAGAAAGAAGCUCUGCCCAUUCGAUUAGCAGCGGCUGUCAAGAAUGCUCAGCCAGUUGAUGGCAUCUUUACCUGCACGGAUGACUACCUCGUCGCUGUCGCUCAGACCGCCCAGGAACUUGGUCUACCUACAUCUGGACUCAAGCCUUACACCAUUUCGACAGACAAGUUUCUCACUCACAUGUUUAGCGGUCGUAACGAUGGCGCCACCUUUUCCGUACGAUCAUUGGCAGAAUUGGACGACAAGCUGGCGGAGCACGCGAGCAAAGAAUCAAUGAGUUACCCGAUGGUGUGCAAACCUUCGACCGGCCGCGGCAGUGAAGGAGUCUUUCGUGCUGACGACGCGCUUGAACUUCGUGAUGCCGUGGCUCGUAUUCUUGCCCUCGGUCGCGACUGUCCCAGCGGUGUGGUGAUCGAACCAUAUGUUGAUGGACCUGAGCUGGAUGUGAAUCUUGUCAUGCUUGACGGCCAAGUCUUAUUCUCAGAGGUGGUCGAUGACUUUCCUUCGCCUGCUGAUUACUCAUCCUCGGCCGCCUUCAACGAGACGCAAACCCACGCGCCUUCUGGUCUGCCAAAGGAAGAGCAAAAGCUGGCUGUGGAUGCCAUGGUCGAGGCAGUACUACUUCAGGGGUUUUGUUCUGGGGUGUUUCACUGUGAAGCGAGGGUACGUAACUCUCGCGUCGACUACCGCGAUGAUCCCGACGUUCCGUUCCCGGUGCUUGACUACAAAGAGCCACCAUCUUCUCAACAACAAUCAAUCUUUCUGCACGAGAUCAAUGCACGCAGCCCGGGAAUCGGCAGUUCGACGGCAAGCUUGCACUCGACAGGCGUCGACUAUUUUGCUCUUCAGCUACUGGCAGCAGUAGGGGACUGGGCAAGGUUCGCUGCGUUAUCCACACCCUUCCAGCAUGCACCCACAAACUUCAUCUCUCUUGCCAACGUAGCGGUCGACGUUCCGGCGACGCUACUUACUGAAAUCGUCAAGGUGCCAAAGCUCGAUCAGGAUGUUCGGAUUGCCAUACCUGACGAUGCAUUUCCAAAUCCUCAGCUUCGAGCCAAUCAUUCAUCCUUGAUGCGACACGUCGUCUUCCACACGGCCGUCGUUAGACCCAGCCACUGGUAUGGAGGGGAGGUGGGGUCAUGGAGAUGGUUCAUGACUGGGGUGAUAGUCUCGGGCCGCGGUAGGGAGGAAGCGUUGAUGGCGGUGGCGACUUUUGCGGGGGUAUACCAGAGAUUGCUAGGGGUUGAGUGA